Messenger RNA from Phanerochaete carnosa HHB-10118-sp, 174 nucleotides. RefSeq lists its product as uncharacterized. NCBI's taxonomy places the organism in Eukaryota, Fungi, Basidiomycota, Agaricomycetes, Polyporales, Phanerochaetaceae. The record is from RefSeq and is a predicted model, not a curated record. The transcript has a single exon. The annotation marks the transcript as partial.
CUGCUACAUAUCAUUGAUGGUAUCGUCGCACUCGAUCCAAGUUGGGUUUACUGGGCGUUCGCGAUGGAGAGAUUCUGUGGCCGCCUACAGUGGAACAUUCGAAACCGGCUGUUUCCGUAUGCGAACCUCGACACGUUUGUCGUUGCCGAUGCUCGCCUCAAGCAGCUAGGGCUA